Molecule: messenger RNA, 1961 nt
Organism: Nicotiana tabacum (common tobacco)
Lineage: Eukaryota; Viridiplantae; Streptophyta; Magnoliopsida; Solanales; Solanaceae
Source: RefSeq, a predicted model, not a curated record
UAACGUAGAUGCUCUGAGUUCACGCCUUUGUCUUAAAUCCAGCUUUAUAGUAUUUUUCUUGUUAUUUACGUCCUUAAAGAGUAAUUUGAAGUGGAAUUUGUACAACCCAUAUAACUGGUUUCUCUUCUGUCUAGAUGGUUACAACCAGCACGCUCAAUUGUUACCAGCAGGAUCCAGCAUGGACUUCACCGAAUUUGAACCAUGCAACUGCAUUCUUACGACAUGGACAUAACCUUGGUGUUCCAUCUCUGUAUAGCCCUUGCAUAUGUGCUGCAAAUGCAGUUUCUCCUAGGCCGUCAUGUUUCGUCCCUGGUUUGCCAAGUUCUAAGGCAGCCAAUCAGAAUGGAGUCAAAUGGCUGCCAAGCUUAGCUCCCCCCAAAAUUGAGUAUCCGAAUGAUACUAACUUUUUACUUCCUCGCUUGAUAGGAUUAGAGUCCCCACCAACUGAUGCAUCAGCAAAUUCUCAGAAAAGGUUCCUCAUUUGUGAUCAGUCUGGGAAUCAAACUAGAAUUUUCUUUAGUCAAGGUCGCCCUCUUGAAAAUGAAGUAACUACACCGAAAGAACAUGCUUAUGGUUUGUAUUAUGAGAACCUGACUGCUGUAGUGGAGCGAAGAUCUCCUGUGAAACCCAUUAUAGAAGAUAAAUUGGAGGAAAGCUACAUAAAUGGUGAAGAAAGUAGUAUGCAUGAAGACACAGAAGAAAUCAAUGCAUUGCUCUACUCUUCUGAUGGCAUUGAAGGGGACGAAGAUGACGAUGAUUGUGGCGAGGAUGAUGAAGUAACUAGCACGGCUCGCUCUCCUUGUGCAAACAAAGGGGGUUGUGGCUGUGGUGAGCAUGUACAACUGUCUGAGGAACUUACAGAAGAAGUUGCCAGUUCUGAUGGCCCAUGUAAAAGGCAAAGAUUGCCAAAUGGCGGGCACAAGAAAUGUUCAUCCAUAGAAUCUGGAUGGGCCAAUAAUGAUGAUGAUGAUGAUAAUGUGGAAUCAAGAUGUGUUAAAACAUCUCUUCCUCUCAGGGAGAAGGAUGAGGAGGAUCCCAGUUUGAACACUAGGAAAAGGAAAGCAAAAAUUCGUGAGACCUUGAGAAUUCUUGAGAGCUUGAUUCCUGGGAUAAAGAGUAAGGACCCAUUGUUGGUUAUUGAUGAAGCAAUUGAUUACUUGAAGUCUCUGAGGGGCAAAGCCAAAGCUUUAGGAGUUGGGCUCCCUCAAGAGUAUCCCCCAUCUCCUUGAUAAAGAAAAGGAUAUCCAACCCUACAACAUUAACAUUGUGGAUUUUAGGGGUAUUGUUUCUUGGAUAUUAAUCUAUUUGGUUAAAAUAGUUAAAUUAUGAAGCAUUUGCCAUCUUCAUCAGUCCUUUAGUGCAACAAGUAUUAUGAACCACCAGAGGUAAAGAUUUAGUGGAAUGUCUUUUACUUGCAAGGGGUGAAAUAAAAGGGAUUAUUUUUGAGUUUUUUGUGGAGUAAGAAAGUGUAGCAAUUUCAAAGUUCAAACUCAUGAGUGUGCAGUAAAUGAGGGACCCUUGAGAAAACCAUGGAUUCAAUGCAUGCGCAAUUGGUAAUUGAGGACCCACAAUCCACCCCCAUAUGUUUCUUGAUUUGAAUGACUGUUAUGAUGUGUUGAUCUUUCUGUUGAUCCCCACAAAGGAUAGUGAUGGCAACUACUGUUGAAGAGUAGCGCAUGGAAAAAUGGGGGGGCCUGCCCUCUAAAGCUUAUCAUGAAAAGGUUGAUUGAGAAACAUGAUCAAAUCUUGUCUUAAAGUUUGGUUUGUUCCCACUUGUGUGAGAGCUUUGGAAUGGUGAGUUUUUUGUAGUUGGAGAGAGUUGUGAGUCUUUUUCUAUAAGCGUGGUGUCUUUUUAUGAGCCUGAUGGACCCUUGUGUUUCAUGCUAUUAUUGCUGUGUGUGUUGUCUUUAUGCUUUUACUACUUAAAACUAUUAAAAUAUAGCUUGCUUCAUUAUUAUUUC